Bactrocera tryoni is the source of this 828-nucleotide messenger RNA. Its product is annotated as protein OPI10 homolog. Bases 111 to 698 code for a protein of 195 amino acids. The record is from RefSeq and is a predicted model, not a curated record. Gene Ontology annotation, molecular function: Hsp70 protein binding; nuclear import signal receptor activity. Gene Ontology annotation, cellular component: nucleus; cytosol. NCBI's taxonomy places the organism in Eukaryota, Metazoa, Arthropoda, Insecta, Diptera, Tephritidae. Gene Ontology annotation, biological process: protein import into nucleus. The transcript has 3 exons.
UACAUGUUAUUUACGCGUCUUAGGUGUUGUAUGAAGGAAUACUCUUCUCGCAUUAUUUUAUCAAUUGUUCUAGAAAUAUUCAAAUUAUUUUAAUCUUUAAUUCUAUAAUAAUGUUUGGAUUAAUAAUUUCUGGGCGUUUGCCGCAAACUGACUUCACGCCGGUAGAUGAAAAUAAAGUCGUAAUAAAUGUGCCAGACAUAGAUCAUGUAAAUUAUAUUGUAGUAUUUUUAACUGGGUUGACAGCACUUCCUGAAGGAACAGCAGCUGCGGUUUACUUUAGCUGGCCGGAUGCAAAUUCAGCUCCUACAUGGCAAUACCUGGGACACAUAUCCAACGCUAAGCCGUCAGCGAUUUUUAAAAUAUCCCAGCUGAAAAAAAGUCACGAAUUGGAAGCGGCGGAGCAUGGAAUGAUUUUUGGUGCACAAGAGAUUUCCCACACAGCGCAAAUAGGAAUAUCCGUCGAGCCGGAACUUACAAUUUCUCAGUUGACACCUGCGGUGCAAAAUGCAAAUGCAAAUCUGCAGUUCAGUCAGAAGAUGUUAGAAAAUUUUUUCAACUAUGCGUCCAGUUUUACGGUGUCUCCGCAGCAAAUCCCUCCAUUGAGUAAUGAAACACUUGUACCUCUCUCAACGUUGCAGAAUUGGUACACAAAUUUCCAAAGACGGAUGGCUCAAAAUCCAAAUUUCUGGAAGUAUUGAUUUUAAAUUUAUCUGCGCCCACCAAAAUAUACAUUCGUAAUUCUGCAAACACCUGGAUAUGUAUUCAAUUGUGAGUUAUGCUCAAGUAUUGAAAUAAAAAACUAAAAUUAUUCUCUCGGAACUUAUUUUA